Messenger RNA from Sipha flava (yellow sugarcane aphid), 1123 nucleotides. It is a transcript of the gene loj, whose product is annotated as transmembrane emp24 domain-containing protein 6. Bases 273 to 1046 code for a protein of 257 amino acids. Gene Ontology annotation, biological process: Golgi organization; intracellular protein transport; endoplasmic reticulum to Golgi vesicle-mediated transport. The transcript is spliced from 4 exons. Gene Ontology annotation, cellular component: endoplasmic reticulum; COPII-coated ER to Golgi transport vesicle; endoplasmic reticulum-Golgi intermediate compartment. The record is from RefSeq and is a predicted model, not a curated record. NCBI's taxonomy places the organism in Eukaryota, Metazoa, Arthropoda, Insecta, Hemiptera, Aphididae.
UCAUGUGUGACACGCUAAUAAUUAAAUUCGCCGAUUGCGUGAGUGCCCGAGAGUUGUAUUAUUAAAUCGUGUUUGCUGUGGACUGUAACGUUCUGUGUGGGUGCUUAGUUGCCUACUGCCUGUUCCGGCAAGGAGAAAGUCUCUCGUUAGGAAUACAAAAUUAAAUAUACUUAUAACAUGUUCAAAAUGUGUUAGAUAAGACGCUCGACACAGCUCGUUAUUUUAUUUUUUCCUUUAUUUUUUCUUUUUCCCGCUGAAUAUUCAGCAUCAUCAUGAUUACCAGGCACCAGAGGAAGACCGACAUUAGUUGGUGUUCGAUUGUAUUGUGUUUCGUAAUGCUGUUCGUUCUUUUUGAUGAAAAUCGUUCUGCUAACGGUCAAGCACAGCCGAUACCUUCUCAAGAACAACAGCUUCCAAAUGCCCAGCCCACUGCACCGUGGUAUGAAACCUUGCCAGCGGUAGCAAUGGACUAUAAAGUGAUCAUUGACCCGGGUAAAGAAGACUGUUACUUUCAAUUUGUUAAUCCUGGGGCUACAUUUUAUGCCAGUGCUCAAGUAUUGAGAGGCGGAGACGGUAUGGCUGGUUUUGCAGUUAGGCAUCCAAACGGCCAAGUUGUGCACCCAUACCAAUGGAAAGCAAGCUCAGAUUACCAAGAUCAAGAAUCUACUGGAGGUUACUAUAGUGUCUGUAUAGACAAUCAAUUUUCAAAAUUUGCAGCCAAAUUAGUUAAUUUGUAUAUCACCGUAAUUAGGUAUGAUAAGUGGGAUGAAUAUCAUAAAGAAAUAGAAGACAUGAAUGUCAGUGUAGAAAAUUUCACAUCCACUGUGAAAUCAGUUGAAAGUAACAUCAAUCACAUGUUGCAACAUCAGUAUCAUGUUCGAAGUCAAGAAACUCGUGAUUAUAAUUUAUUGGUUGAUAAUAAAACGUACGUGAACAGAUGGUCAAUAAUGCAAAUAUUGUUAAUAAUUGGCACAACUACUUUACAAAUUUAUUUUCUUCGUAAAUUAUUUGAGACUAAAGGUGGAGUUUCUAAAACAAGGGCUUAAGCCAUUACCAACAUAUUUUGAAUUAUAUAUUACAAUAUUUUAUUUGUACAUCAUUCCUUUUUUUUCUAUGAAAACUG